AUGCGAGGCCUCUACCAACACCUCAAGAGAUCAGUGGGGCUCAGUGGGAGACAAGCGGGAGGACAGCAGCCCGUUGCGGACGAGAAUGGCGUGCUACUCUGGAGCAAGAACGACAUCCUCCAGCGGUGGGCGAGGUUCUUCGGCACCCUCCUCAACACCAAGUCUCCCACGCUGAACCCAGACAUCAUCGAACAAGUGAUGCAGCGACCGGCGACAUGUGCCAUUCGACGGUUGGGUGCGGUGCCAGACCCCGAGGAGGUGGAACGGGCAACGAAAGGACUGCAGAACUGGAAGGCACCCGGCAAUGACUCCCUCCCUGCAGAGUUGCUCAAGAUCGACGACGACGACGAGGAAUCCAUCGUCAUGGAGGACCUCCGUGCCAUCUUCGUUAAGACGUGGAACGGAGGAGAGAUCCCCCAAGAAUGGAAGGACACAACCAUCAAGGUGUUGUACAAGAAGGGUGACCGGUUCAACUGCAACAACUUCAGGGGGAUCUCGCUCCUAUCUCACGUAGACAAGGCCCCCGUCAAGAUCAUCACCAACCGCCUAAGCGCCUUAUGCGAAACCAACAACAUCGUCCCGGAGGAACAGUGCACGUUCCGACCUGGGCGAUCCACCAUCGACAUGCUAGAGGAUGGUGUAUUUCUACAGAACCUCGUGUACCUGAAGGAAGAGACGGGAGCGGGGGCGGGGACACCACUUGACCAAGUGCGGAGGGCGGUAUUGGGGAUACUGCAUGCCGAUGACGCCGGCGUCGUACCAAGGUCUGCCGACGGACUGGCGAGAAUGAUGAUCGUCAUCGUGGAGGUGUCCAGGGAGUUCGGGCUGACGGUAUCGGAAAAGAAGGCGAAGACCCUCCUGAUGCGCCUUAAGCAGACAGUACCACCACUCCCACCGCCGCCACCGCUGAUCAUCGAGGCAGCAGGGCAGACGUACGCCCAGACGGCUGAAUCCGGUACCUAG
Ectocarpus sp. CCAP 1310/34 is the source of this 963-nucleotide messenger RNA. The record is from the annotation of a GenBank genome assembly. NCBI's taxonomy places the organism in Eukaryota, Phaeophyceae, Ectocarpales, Ectocarpaceae.